Messenger RNA from Mitosporidium daphniae, 1686 nucleotides. RefSeq lists its product as uncharacterized. NCBI's taxonomy places the organism in Eukaryota, Fungi, Microsporidia. Gene Ontology annotation, biological process: RNA processing. Bases 1 to 1686 code for a protein of 561 amino acids. The record is from RefSeq and is a predicted model, not a curated record. Gene Ontology annotation, molecular function: RNA methyltransferase activity. The transcript is spliced from 3 exons.
AUGGAAGAAAAUGCUGGCUUGGAAAUCGUUGCAGAACCCUCAAAAGAAGAAUGUAAAUUAUGUCUUCAGAAUGUCCCGCGAUACCUAACUGCGAAAGAAUUGACGCCAAAAUUACAGGAUCUCCUCAAGGAGUUCCAGCAUGAGUAUAAGGUGCAAAAGGACCCGAAAAAAGACACUUGUAUCAUGAUCUUCCCUAGCCAGGGGAGUCUCAGCGAUUUUCAAGAUUUCAUUUCAAACAAAAAGAUUUUGUAUCCAAAAUGCAAGAAACCACUUUCGAUUAACUCACUCACCAAACGAAAGCUGAACGUCGAGUCGGACGCCUUUUAUUCGAUAUCCAAAAAGAACAGCUCCCUUCCAGAAAGCGAACGGAUCCAAGAUCAGGUAACAAAGUUCUGGCGAUAUCCAUAUUCGGAACAACUGGAGUUGAAAAAGAAAAUGGCAUCAUCCGCUCUAUCUCGGAUUAACUAUAGCCAUGUUAUUGAAUAUGUUGUUGCGUCCCCCGUCCUUACUGGAUAUAGAAACAAAUGUGAAUUUACUAUCGGAUUUGGGGGUGAAUCCGGGAAAGACCCGAUCGUGGGAUUUACAAUGGGCUCUUAUAUGGAGGAAAACUUGUCUGUAUGUUCGCCAGACCCAAUCCUGAUUGUCCAUCCCGGAAUGAAGGCCUUCGUAGCGGCCUUCAACGAGUGGCUUAUUUCCGCACAUUACCAACAAGAUAGAAUCACGCCAGUGGAUGCGUUAUUUGCAGUUUAUAAUAGAAUUACUCAUUGUGGGUUUUGGAGGCUUCUGUUGCUGAGAUUAAUGGAUGACGGAAAAUGUUUGGUGAUGGCCCUGAUCUCGGUUACAAAACUUUCCAGCGAUGCAAAUUAUCCUCUUAAAGGACUGGAGGAGUUUUGCAGAUCUUUCAGUUGGGAGGGCCAGGAUAAUAAGAAUGUUAGUGUUGCUUCUUUGUCUUAUCAAGAAAGCUCAAGUCUCAGCUUGAAUUUCGAUUUUUCGAAGCCCCUAGUGAGCAUAUAUGGUCCCAAAUCGCUUCCAAUGACCAUUCUUGAUUUUAAGUUUGAGGUUUCAAUUGAAGCUUUUUUCCAAGCCAACGUAUAUGCCUCUGAAAAGCUGUUUACGCUUGCCGGGUCUUUUAUUGCAGACGGUAGCGAUGCCACAAGUAGCGUUCAAAAAAAUAGGAUACUUCUUGAUCUUUGCUGCGGCUCUGGAACCAUUGGAAUUAUUCUUUCAAGCUUUGCUGAUCAUGUUGUAGGGAUUGAACUGAUUGCUGAGGCCAUCGAGGACGCAAAAAGAAAUGCAGCGAUAAAUGGUAUUUUAUUUCUCAUUUUCCUAGGCAUUUCAGAAAAGUCGGAGUGGAUCGCUGGACCCGUUGAAACGAUUCUUCCAAAGGUUUUGUCUUCGCAUUCAAAGUCUGAUGAGUUCGUUGUUAUCCUGGAUCCUCCCAGAAAUGGGGUCAAAAAGGAGGUCAUUCAUUCUCUGCGAAGCAAUCCCCUGAUCAAAAAGGUCAUUUACAUAUCUUGUAAGGCCGAUUUGGCCGCUCUGAAAACCGUUCAUCAUUUGACUAGUCUUUGUCGAUCAACCUCCAAGAGAUACCCAGGUGGUCCAUUUUGCAUAAAAAGGGCAAUCCCGGUCGAUUUAUUUCCCCAGACAGAUCAUUACGAAUUAUUGCUUUUAUUUGAGAGGAACUAA